Molecule: messenger RNA, 1406 nt
Organism: Vespa crabro (European hornet)
Lineage: Eukaryota; Metazoa; Arthropoda; Insecta; Hymenoptera; Vespidae
Exons: 7
Coding region: 3-1406 (467 amino acids)
Source: RefSeq, a predicted model, not a curated record
CCAUGAGACGUAUCCUAUUGAUGGCAACCAUUCAAAAUCUAUUUGUGAUCUCGCAUACGAUUGGUGGUUUAAUAUGGAACAAAAAUCUUGGAAACUUCGUACCGAUAUUCAGCAUUCAUCCUUACUCGACUCUUCAUCGUGAAUUAUUAUUGAAACAACGGGAAAUCGAGACGCAUAAUUUUCAAGGGCAAAUCAUUGAACUUACCUACUUUCAGCAAAGAAAUAUAGUGUUCUUCUAUAAAAAUGAUACCAAGAUAACAGGAGUUGUCGCGGACAUAUGGAAUUUGCUGGCUGACUCAUUGAACUUUACAUUAAAAUCAAUACGCACGAACGAAACAUUUUCUGGUAAUCAUAAAGACGAUAUUUUUGACGGUUUGUUAGGUAAACUUCAAAGACACGAAACCCAUGUAAUACCAAAGAUAGAAAUGUAUUCUACCCGAUUUGCUGCCGCUGAUUUUACGCCUGCACUCUGGAGUACUACACAACGACUAUUCAUUCAACUGAAAUACACGCACGAUAAAAAUUGGAUGCUGUAUUUAUUCUCAUGGAAAGUAUGGUAUUCGAUUUUAAUGAUGUAUUUAUUAUUAACCCUAUUCAGUCACAUAUCGCAAAUAAUAUUUUGUUAUUACGUCGAAAAAAUCAAACAAAAAGCAUACUUCAUUGAUCAUUGUUUCUACAAUUUCGCCAUGAUGUGCAAACAAGGUUGUAUCCCGAAGGAAUUCGAAGGAAGAUCACGAAUUUUAGAAUUAUCGCUCGGUUUGUUCUCAAGUUUAAUUCACAUAGCAUUUUCAGCUUUGAUAUUUACAUACAUGACGCACAAAAUUUAUGUAAAACCUUUCAAAGAUCUUGAUCAUUUGAAAAGUCAUACAAAUUAUAAAAUCGUUAUUCUAAACGGAUCUAUUCCUUAUUUAGCAUUUAAAGGGUAUCCAGUUUUGAAUGAACUCUUUGAAAAAGAACGAUUAGUUAUCAUGCAAACGGAGAGGGAUAUGUACAGAAAGGUUUGUUCUAACGAGUACACCAUGUUUUACGACGAGGACGUGUACAACGCAAAACAAAAAUAUUUUUGCAAAUUGAAUCCCAUAGGCAUGCCAUAUUUUACGACAUGGGUUGCAUCCGCCAUAAGUAAAAAUUUCAAAUAUAAAAGGACGAUAGAUAUAGGCAUCAUAAGAUUGCACGAGAUUGGUUUGAUAUCAAAAUUGAGAAAAGAAAUAGCAUUUUACAAUAUGAAGGACGAGGAAUGGCAAAAACCAAAUCCAAUUGAAAUGAAUCAAGUGUCUUUGAUCUUCAUUAUGUUAUCUGGCGCAUCCGUUUUAUCAAGCAUUAUAUUCAUUAUCGAAAAUUUGAUAUUUGUUUGGAAUCAACGAAAGGCACGAUUAAUUUACGCAAAGAAUAAACUCCAACGAUGA